CCUGAGUUCUGAAACUUUCUUCUUUGUAGAAAAAGAUAGAUUUUCAUGAUUAGAAGUUAUAAUCAUAUCCUACUUGUUGUUUUGUUAUCAUUCAUUCUCGAAUAUCAUUUGAGUGAGAUUGGGACUGGAAAGUUUGAGUUUAGAAUUGGGAUUUUUGAGAAGAUUUCUACGUUGGAGAUGUCGGAGCAUAAACAUGACGGGGAUGUGACGGAAAAGAAUAGAGAACAUUGGGACACGCACGCCUCAACCUACGACACACGUUUCCAGAAAACCGCCGACCAACUAAUCUCCAUCAUCCAAGAACCCCGCACCCUUUCUUUCAUCGGCGCCAACUGGAUCACCGAGACCUCUCCCCCAUCACACACCAUCAAACUCCUCGACUACGCCUGCGGCACCGGUCUCAUCACCCGUGCUCUCCUCCCCACCAUCACCCGCGCCAUCGGCAUCGAUCUCUCUUCCUCCAUGGUAUCGCAAUACAACGCGCGCGCCUCCAACCAGGGACUUUCUCCAUCCGAAAUGUUUGCGCAUCAGGGAAACUUGCUUUCCUCUGAGCCGGCCCCGGAAUUGGAGAGCGAAGAGCUAUAUCAAUUUGAUAUUGCGUUUGUGGGGUUGGGAUUUCAUCAUUUUUCGAAUCCGUCGUUGGCGGCGAGGAAGAUUGGUGAGAGGUUGAAGAAAGGGGGGAUUUUGGCGGUGGUGGAUUUUGAAAGUCAUGAUGGGUAUGGGAAUCCGAAUGGUCAUGGACAUCAUCAUGGACAUGGACAUGGACAUGAACAUCAUGAGGAAUUAAAUGAACAAGCUCAACAAGCGAAGGAAACAGUUACUCAUCAUGGAUUUUCUGAGGAGGAAAUCAAGAAGAUCUUCGUAGAUGCGGGUGUGGGUGCGGAUUUCGGGUAUAUGGUAUUGGGGAAGGGAAUUGUGUUUCAUGGAACUGGGGUUGAGGGAGGGAGAAAUGAUAUGAAGAGGGCGGUUUUUAUGGCGAGAGGUGUCAAGUUGUGAAAGAUUGUUUGUGACAAGUAGAUUUUCGAAGAGUCAAGAGAGGACAUGGAUAGUUUGAAAGGAAGAUGAUUGAGUGCUGGAAGCUAGAUUGUGAAGUGCGUGAUGUGCAAGAAAUAGAUUUGGCAAAGUGAUUUCGAGGGAACCUUUCUGGAAUCUGAAUACCUAAGCAUGGUAAACAGACAUCCCAAACACCAUCAAACUUCCACCUCAAACCCUCACAUCUCCAUGCCUACAAAAGAACACACACAUCAUAUCCUAGGAAAUCACUGUGCAAGUUCAACAGGCCUUUCAAUUUCGCAUCUCUCAAACUUUCCCUCCCUUGUACUACAACUACAACAACAUCUGCAUUUUUAAUCUCGAACAUUUUUCAAACUU
This is a messenger RNA of Botrytis porri, 1371 nucleotides long. RefSeq lists its product as uncharacterized. Lineage: Eukaryota; Fungi; Ascomycota; Leotiomycetes; Helotiales; Sclerotiniaceae. The transcript has 2 exons. The record is from RefSeq and is a predicted model, not a curated record. The coding region runs from base 46 to 996 and encodes 316 amino acids. Gene Ontology annotation, molecular function: S-adenosylmethionine-dependent methyltransferase activity.